AGCAGUCAUAGACUCACUGCUGUUUGCUUCCUGUGUCAGCUCCUCUCUGACAGCCAACAGAGGGAAAGUUCAAACCAAGCGACGCUGACUUCUCCACAAAACCGACACGCAAUGUCUCAUAAAGUGUGCCAGCCACCUUCUUUAUUAGACAGAUGGAUGCAGGAAAACAACGAGUUGGUGAAUAAGUGGCAGCAAAAAGCAGGAGGAGAUGCUGUGAGCCGAGACCAGAAAACACAUCUAAGAUCUUGCUCCUCUGAGUUUCACAAACUUUUACAAAAAAUCCAAGGUGUCCCUCCUCUUGCGGAUCACACACAGUUGGAGCUGACAGUAGUGUACAACGCCUGUGUGUGCUCUGUUGCUCAGUCUCACUUCUCAGAAGCUGAGCUGCUCCUCAUACAAGCCACAGAGAGAGUUCUGCAGAUAACAGGAGAUAACCCUGUUGCUACAGACCCUCCUGUGUUUUGGAAAACUGCUCUCAAAUCAGUGGCAAACACAGCUUUAAAUUCCUCUAUACAGUACAUUCUUUGUCUGCAGUGGGCAAUAUGGCUGGCCACGUGCCAGCUAAAAACUAUUCAAGAGUUUCAGGAUGAGCUCUUCUCUCUGUCUGAGUCACUAUCUACUGGAGACCGGGUUGACAGGAGGAGUGGGGCAAGUGGAAAAUCCUCUGACAUCCCACUAUUGGUGAUGGACCCAAGAAGGCUUUUUGAAUUAUUGCAGAUUUGUACAUAUAUUGCCCAAGGUGCAGAAAAGUUGAGCGAGGGUCAAAGUUCAGAAGCGCUGUCUGUCCUGCAGACAGCUUCCUCCCUGCCUGCUCCCAAAACUCUAGUAGCAUACACACACCUCCUCUCAGGCUCCUGCCUCACCCAUAUGAGUUGUCCUCAGAUGGCAUUGCAGUGUUACAGGAAGGCACUGGAGACAGACUCCUGGUGUGUAUGUGCUCUGUAUCAGAGCAUGCUCAUCUACAGACAGCUGAGCAACACACAGGCUGAGAUACAAGCUCUCCGUUUGCUGCAUUCAACUUUGAUGUUGCCCUCUGCCACAGAGCCUGCUCUGGCUGGUACUCAUCUCCUUUCUCCGUCCUUAUUGCUCUGUAGCAAACCACUAAACAGCCUGCUCUCAGUUCCCUCUGCCCUCUUUGUCCUUCACAGUCUGGCCCAGAAGUGUGUGAUCUAUGGGAGGGUGUCAGAGGGUGUGGAAUGUUAUUUGGACCUGCUGAAUACUCUUCACUCAGAAGAUCAACAUGGAAUGCAUACUGAGGUCCACUCCCUCCCCAGGUUGCCUGAGCUUUACCUGGAGGCAGGCGCUGCUUUACUCAUGGCCCGACGGCCCACCGAUUGCAUGGCGCUGUGUGAUGAAGUCAUCAGCACGACACUGGAGCUGCUGCCAGAUAAGUUGGUGUUGGAGGAGCCAGAGGAGAAGUGUGAGGCUGAGGCCAGGCCUGUGGGUGAAGAGGGUGAAGACAGGGUGGGGAUGCUGCUCUGGACUGGGGCUGCCUACCUCCUCCAGGGUCACUGCCACACUAACCUGAAGGACUGGAAACAAGCUGUCACUCACUAUACAAGGUGUAUCAACCUGCUGGUAAAGGUGCACUUUAAAAGGAGAGGUUUCCAACCACAGAUUCCCAGUGUAGACAUGGUUGGCAAGCAGGGAACAGAUCUGUAUAUCCUCCAGAGGCUAAAGGGGCUUUCACUAGCUGGCAGGGGCAUCAGCUUCUCCCAGACAGACCAACUGAGAGAGGCACUGAGAGACCUCCAGCUCAGCCUGCAGGCAUUUCCAGACUGCGUGGGUGCAGGCCUGUGGUGUGGUGAAGUGUUGUGGAGGCUUGGCAGGAGACGGGAGGCAGCAGCUUGUUGGGAAAAGACCUGGAGCUUCACCACACAAUCCUCAGCGGAGAAUCUUUCUUUGUACCUAAAGGAACCUCAGUCUGGCCCUUUGUUGGACUCAACAGAGCUGCGCCACAGAAUACAGGGACUUGGUCCUACCUUGUCAGCCUAGAGACAGACAAAAGAAGAAUGCCCUAUCACUUACUGAACCGGAUCAACUUUCUUUGCCCUGUGAACUGAAACCCAUACCCACAACAAACAUGUAUCCACGAGGAGAGCAAAAUAAUGCAUCUUGGAAGGGCUUAAAUAGUUUGAGACUAAGAGUAUACACAGUGUAAAUCAACCUUGCAGCUGGUUUAUGGAUGAAAUGAUGAAACAUUAACAUAAAAUUAUCAUAAUAAAUAAAAGAUGUGUUUUGGCAAGGCAAGAGAAAUAAAGACUUUAAUAACUGAU
Larimichthys crocea (large yellow croaker) is the source of this 2276-nucleotide messenger RNA. It is a transcript of the gene fancg, whose product is annotated as FA complementation group G. NCBI's taxonomy places the organism in Eukaryota, Metazoa, Chordata, Actinopteri, Sciaenidae. The transcript is spliced from 14 exons. Gene Ontology annotation, molecular function: protein binding. Gene Ontology annotation, cellular component: Fanconi anaemia nuclear complex. Gene Ontology annotation, biological process: interstrand cross-link repair. Bases 112 to 1995 code for a protein of 627 amino acids. The record is from RefSeq and is a predicted model, not a curated record.